GGCCACUUGAGGUCUCGGCUCCCCAGCUGAGAAUGAUGCUCUCUCCCUCCUCUGCUUUCUCCAACUUGCUUGUUCAUAUCUCUGGCUUUGCAGCAGGGUGACAGCCACUCUGCCUGUGCGCCGAUCGCGAUGGGUCCUGCGCUCAGCUGGGGCCUCUAAAACACCACUGUGAAUAACAAACACGAUUUUUCUUUUUAUGCUUGACUUCUUCAUCUCCAUCUCCAUCUCCAUCCUCCAGUGCCUGUGAGAGGCUGCGAAGAGACACCAUCGUCUGCUGCUUCAGGGUCUCAGCAAGAAAUGGAAGUCUGAUGGAUUAUAAAUGCACGUGCUUUGUUCAAAACCCAGCCAAACAGAUAAGUGCCAUUUUAAUUAUCUUGCAAUAGCAUUUUAGACAUAUCUGUGCACGAAACAUCUCUCUCCAGUUCGGUUUCAAUGUGGUGAGCCCUCUGUGUUUCACCAUUGCAAAUGAACGCUCUAUGGUUCCCCUUUCAGCUGAGGAAUCCCAGAUGAUAUCUGUAAUUCACAUGAGCUAAUUAAUUAGCGUCUGAGGGAGCUGCAGCUGCUGGCUCGGGAAGCUCCUGGGGUCUUUCCCUGCUCCUCCAGAGCCUCCAUCUCCAGCAGCCCUGCGAGGUUCUGGGACUCUAAGAAGCGGCUCUGCGGGACCAGAAGAGGCUGGUGUGACCCAUCUGAGCCUCGAGAAGUCCUCCGGGACUCAUUAGAGCUUUAAUAACUAAAUUUGGCUGGUUUGAUUGAGAAGAUGCUUGGGCAGGCUUGGCGCGAUCUCAGAGAAACCAGCAAAUGCUGCUGGCAGGAGCGAGGGCUUUCUGCAUGUGCUAUUCAUAUGUCUGCGGAGAAAGUGAGAACCCCCACUUCUUCCUGCUGGUUUCCAGGUGGGAAAAUAUCUGGUGAUAGGGGUGAGAAGCCCUUAGUUAUAACGAGUUUAUACAGGGCAUACAAAGAGGUAUUGUGGGUGAGUGGUAACAAGAAUUGUCCCCUCGAAGUUAUGGGGACAUUUAUGUCUAUGCGUGGAAAAUACAGACUUCCAAGAACUUUAUUUCUGGCUGCUUAGAUCUGCUUCUAUAGGUGACUGCUGCCUGCUCCCAGACACACCACUGCCAUUAUUAAAUAGUUUAAGAAAUCCAUAAAAUACAGUCUGAUGUACAGCGUAACUUUGCAGUAGUAUAGACCCAUGGGGCUGGGGCGAAUACUCAUUCUACCUGCGAUUUUACUGCAAUUUGACAGGAGACAAAUCACUUACUCCAGACCUGUCUAGUCUGCUCUACUAGAGUUAAUUGUAAAGUGUCUACUUUGCUGUUAGAAAAACUACAAGCAGGUUUGCUACAGCAAAUUAAACAGUAAUAGCUGAUGUGAAUUUGUCUUACCUGCCUAGGCAGAAGGUGAGUUUCUUGGUGAAGUUGCCAGCCUGGGACUGAGAGACUGGGGAGACAAAACGGUGAAGUAGGAGGCUACUGUGGUGUGAGAGAAUAGGAUCUAGAUCAACUCCUGUGACCCCUGGAGUGUCUGAAGUUCCCUCUUUUUAAAGAAAAACUCUCCACUCCUGCUGUUGUUAUUGAGAAAGUUUUUAUAUUAAUAGAAGAAACAAUAUGUCUGAUAUUAAUGACUAUUCUCUGUCUUGCAACUGUAAGCAGCACUUAUUCCAGACUCUUCAGUACUCUGAUAGAAAAAACGCUUGAAAUUAAAAAAAAACACUGAUAAAAUGAAGCCCUAGUGAGAAAAUCAGGGUUUGUUUGUUCUGCAAGGAUGGAUGGGAAGUUAAAAAUGCUUAAAUCUGUACCCCAGCUAACACAGCUCUUUGCUUCUCAAAAAAACCAACCAAACAAAAACAACAACAAAAAAAAACACCUCAGAGAUUCUGAAGUUGUUGAUCAUUAGCUUUUCAACUUGAAAUCUGCUUUCUGCCAGCAUGCUGAUACCAAUGUUCCCACAAAUUAAGUCUCAUUAAAUUACCCUAAUCUGGCCAGUUCCAGUCUGGGCAUCUAGGUUGAAUUUGGAAAUCAUAUCCUGAAUUGUGGCACACAACUUGCAACAGUCUGUGGUCCCUGGCAGAAGAGGUAGAACACACUGAGCAGUCCAUCUCUGGAGCUGUAUGGAUGUGAGAUGAUGAUGCUGAGCGUGUUACAGGCACCUGUGGUUUGGUUGGUGCGUCCAGCAGCUUGAGGAGAAGAGACUCCAACAGAUCUGGACAGGUUAUUGCGAAUAGUCUUAUCCUAAAAAGAAGACCCCCGAAUCUCUAACUCUUUCCUCGUCUUACAGGUGAGCCCUUGAGGACACUUAGGAGACCACAGCUCCUGGAUGCAAGAGUUUCCUUUGGGAUUAGAAGAAAAACAUGGGAAAAGACAAGAAAAAAGAGGAGGCCGUCUUCCUGAGGAAAAAGAUAACUUUGCUGAGGGCUUUCUCACUCCUCAUUGGCAGCAUGGUGGGCAGCGGCAUCUUUAUCUCCCCAAAAGGAGUACUGAAAAACUCCGGCAGCGUGGGUUUCUCCCUGGUUGUCUGGUUUGCCUGCGGACUCCUCUCAAUGUUUGGUGCCUUGAGUUACGCAGAGCUUGGAACAAGAAUCACCAAGUCUGGAGGACACUAUAUCUACAUUUUGGAGACACUAGGGCCUCUGCCAAGUUUCUUAUUCCUGUGGGCAGAGUUUUUUGCUAUCAGACCUGCCAACAGCGCUGUGGUUUCUUUGGCAUUUGGACGCUACAUGCUGGAGCCAUUUUUUGCCCCCUGUGCAAUCCCUGUCCCUGCUGUGAAGCUCGUGUCCCUCCUGGGGUACUACAUGGUCCUCACCCUCAAUUCGUGGAGCGUCACCUGGAGUGCCCGGCUGCAGACAGCUCUCUCCAUUGUCAAACUGCUAGCACUUGCACUCAUCAUCGUGCCAGGGAUGAUGCUGCUGGCCCAGGGCCACACUGAAAACUUCCAGGAUGCUUUCAACAAACAGUCACUGGUUUUGGAUAAGCUACCCCUGGCUUUUUAUGCAGGCAUGUUCGCAUAUUCAGGCUGGUUUCAGGCCAGCUUUGUACGUGAAGAGUUGGUAAGACCUGAACGAAAUAUCCCCCUGGCUGUCAUCGUGUCUGUGGUCACUGUAAUUGUGGGGUACAUGCUCACCAAUGUCUCCUAUUACACCGUCCUGGGAAUGCAAGAUGUUCUGGCUUCUCCUGCUGUGGCUGUGAGCUUUGUGCAGCGAGCCUUCAAAAGCCUGAUCUCAGUGGUCCCUGUCCUUGUUGCACUGUCCUGCUUUGGAACCAUGAAUGGAGGAAUCUUCACAUUUUCAAGGACUCUGUUCGUGGCUUCCAGGGAAGGACAGUGGCCUCCGCUCUUCUCCAUGAUCCACAUUCGAAGGCACACACCACUUCCCGCUGUCAUGUUAAUGUUCCCUUUGGUUACUGCCAUGGUGUGUAUCGGAGAUAUCUACCAUCUAAUGAACUUCUUCAGCUUUUCCCGAUGGCUCUUCAUAGGAUUAGCCACCCUUGGGCUCAUUGUCCAUCGUCACCGCCACCCAGAGCUGCACAGCCCAUUCAAGGUUCCACUGUUCAUUCCUGUCUCUUUUACCAUCAUCUGCCUCUUCACGGUGGCAAUGUCUUUCUACUCAGAUCCAGUGAACAUUAGCAUUGGAUGUGCCGUGGUUUUAAGUGGUUUUCCAGUCUACUACCUCAUAAUCCGUAGGCAAAUGUCAAAUCGUUGCCAGAGCCCGUUUUAUUAUAUUACACACAAACUACAGUUACUGCUGGAAGUAGUCCAACAAGAAAUCAAGACUUACUGAGAAAACCAUUAGAACUCACAGGAGAAGAUAAAAUCUACUUACUCUGUUUCUGAUACCUUUGAUCCUACCAAAAGCAGCCCAUGAUCUUAUUCUUUUAAUCACUGCAAAUGAGGAUGAACCUGAGCCAAAACUUUGCUGCAAGUGUUCCUAAGCUUUCUGGUCGGGGUGAGCAUGUCACAUCUGUUUCUGACCUUUUCUUUUUUAGCAGAACGAUCUAGUUCUCUGAAAUGAGCUUGCUUUGCCUGCAGAGUGCGUUCAAAACCAAGAUCCUGAUUUUGCAGCCUAGUCCAGUCCUCAGUACAAUAGUGUGUGUGUGUGUGUAUAUAGACACAUGCACACAAUUUUUUAAUUUCCUAACUUGGCAAAUAGAGUAAGGGAGCAUGUUGCAGGACUUAGAGUCCAAUAUGUGGAAGCCAAAUGCAGGUUUUAAACUGAAACACUGUGGUAGCCAUGCUGUGGACAAUCAUUAUGAAGCGAAAUGGUUUGGGAGAGCAAAUUAGAAAUAAAGUAGAUUAAUUGGAAAGGAGGAGGCAGGGGGAUAAAACUUCAUUUAUCAGAAAGUGCAGAUUCUGGUUAAUGUGAAGAUAUUUGAAAACCCUUUGAAAUUCAAAUAUCAUCAAAGUCAGAACGUUUUGCGUUGAUUGUUGUAUAAGCAGAAAAAGUUUAUUUUGCUUUGAAAUAAUGUUUCAAUUUUGCAUUUUAUUUUUCUGAAAUGAUAUUACAAAAUACAAAAACACAUUUAAAAAAUCAGCUAAAUAUCAAUAAGAAGUGACAAAAUGGAUCCUGGUCCAUCCACCAACUGCCCAGCCCCACUCCUUACACAGUACUACCAAGGAAGCUGAAAACUCAGAUUUUGGCCCAACUCCAGUGAAAUACAAUUUCUACUUUAGUUAGACAAGACCACUGAUGAGACUUGGGCAGAUUCCUGAAUAAGUGCAUCUUUUGGUGCUGUAAGACGACAUGAAAGAUUUCAUGUCAAAGCUUUAAAUCCAUGGUCAAAUGACUUGCUGAAUCAAGACAUAAAUGCUAAUUUGAACUAUUGACGUAAGAAAUGUUUCCGUUAUUGAAUUACUUUGGUUUACAUUAUUAAUGUGGCAAUGUUAUGUCCAGAUUAAACUGCAGUUAGCUAUUUCCAGUCACUUAAUUGUUAAUCUUUUCCUAAAAGAUGGGAAAUAAUAUGCUGAAACUCCUCUAAGGACCACUGGAGAGAGGAAGAGCAGGAUGUAGAGCAUUUUAAAUCUUUUGUGUCAAGCAUUUAUGUACUUAGAGUAAAGCCAAAGUACCAUUUACAAGCCAAAUGUAAUCUACCAAAACUUGUAAAAUUCACCAUCGAGACUUAGAAAUAAAUAAGUUGUUGAGUUUUGUUUUUUUUUUUCCAAAACAA
This is a messenger RNA of Columba livia (rock pigeon), 5156 nucleotides long. RefSeq names its product cystine/glutamate transporter. The record is from RefSeq and is a predicted model, not a curated record. The transcript has 13 exons. Gene Ontology annotation, molecular function: L-amino acid transmembrane transporter activity. Gene Ontology annotation, biological process: amino acid transmembrane transport. The coding region runs from base 2348 to 3772 and encodes 474 amino acids. Gene Ontology annotation, cellular component: membrane. NCBI's taxonomy places the organism in Eukaryota, Metazoa, Chordata, Aves, Columbiformes, Columbidae.